UGGUUUCCUAGGUUUCGUUUAAAUUUCUCCCAUGUAUUCCUCUCGCCCGCACUGCCAUCUCCAUUCAACAACCUCUCUCAAUCUCCGACUCACUCACCACCAUCUCUAUUCAAGGACCUCUCUCCAUCUCCCGCUCGCUCACUGUCAUCAUACAGCUACCGGUGCUUGUUCACACCCUUCUACAAAAAGCCCUUCUGAAAGUGAGGAUGAAGAUGACACAGAUGCAGAAGUGGGUGAUGUAGAAAAACAAUGUGAAGAGGGUCCAAAAACCAAGAAAGCCAAGACUAGUAUCAAUCCCAAAACAUUAAGGGCGAAAGUUAAUACGGCAUUGGCAGAUGCAUUAGUUGCAAUGAGUGAAAAUUCUAAGAAAAAACUUGAACUUCUUGAGAAAAAAUAUAAUGUUAGUAAUGAAGGUGGGCAACAAUCGAAGGAGGAGGAUGAUUUGCUCAUGGAAUGCAUUGAUUCAUUGAGUGCUCUCAAGGGAAUUGAUGGAGCUUCAUUUGCAAAGGCAACUAAACUCAUACAUGAUGAUCCAUUAUGGAGGAAAAUGUUCCUUCGAUUCCCCAAUGAUAGGAAAAUAGAUUUUGUGCUUAACAUUUAAGCAUGUUCUCUUUAGAAAUGACAACUAAUUCUAGUAUGUUUGUCUUGUUAUUUAAACUCUAUUUUUAUAUUGUGUCUCUUAAGU
Spinacia oleracea (spinach) is the source of this 685-nucleotide messenger RNA. RefSeq lists its product as uncharacterized. Bases 32 to 601 code for a protein of 189 amino acids. NCBI's taxonomy places the organism in Eukaryota, Viridiplantae, Streptophyta, Magnoliopsida, Caryophyllales, Amaranthaceae. The transcript is spliced from 2 exons. The record is from RefSeq and is a predicted model, not a curated record.